Molecule: messenger RNA, 1342 nt
Organism: Pyrus x bretschneideri (Chinese white pear)
Lineage: Eukaryota; Viridiplantae; Streptophyta; Magnoliopsida; Rosales; Rosaceae
Product: WAT1-related protein At3g28050-like
Exons: 7
Coding region: 108-1208 (366 amino acids)
Cellular component (GO): plasma membrane
Molecular function (GO): transmembrane transporter activity
Source: RefSeq, a predicted model, not a curated record
GACCAGAGGGUUGCACGUUUCAGCUACUGUCUUGCACAUUUCACCUACUCUCUAAGACUGCCAUUUCCGUGGAGAGAGAGAGAGUGUUCAGUGGAGAGAAAGAAUCAAUGGGGAUGAAGUCAAGAAUAUGGGAGUUGCUGCCGUUCGCGGCGAUGGUGGUGGUGGAGAUUCUGGACGUGGGAUUAACCACACUUAGUAAAGCAGCCAUGUCCGGAGGAAUGAGCCACUUUGUCUUUGUUGUCUACUCCAAUGCUCUUGCCACUCUCAUCCUCCUCCCUUCUUCUUUCAUCAUCCACAGAAACAACAGGCCACCACUUACUUUCACCGUCCUCUGUAAAUUCUUCCUCCUCAGCCUCGCUGGGAUAACUGUGAUGCAGAAUUGUAUAUUUACUGGAGUAAGCUACAGCUCCCCCACUCUUGCAUCUGCCUUGAGCAACUUGAUCCCGGCUUUCACUUUCCUUCUUGCUGUCGUCUUCAGAAUGGAGAAGUUAAAUUUGAGAAGCUUAAGAAGCCAGAUCAAAAUUCUGGGCACUCUGGUAUCCAUCUCAGGAGCAUUGAUAGUCACUUUCGUUAAAGGUCCUCCAAUCGUGUUGUUUCCAAUCAAAACUGUUGACUCUUCUCAAUUAAACCCAUCUGUCUCUGAUGUGUUUCCACUGAGUAAUUGGGUCACUGGAGCCCUUUUUAUCACAACAGCUUGCUUAUCUCUUUCGAUAUGGAACACCGCUCAGGCAGCAGUUCUUAAGGGGUACCCAUCAGAGAUGACCAUAGUCUCCUUCUAUUGCUUCUUUGGGACCAUUCAAUGUGCAAUACUUUCUUUCUUUGUAGAAAGGAAUGCAAGUGCCUGGGCACUUAAACUUGAUUUGGAGCUCGCAGCGAUCGCCUAUUCGGCUGUUUUUGGAAGUGUAGUAACAUUCUCUACUCAAACAUGGUGCAUAAGAAAGAAAGGACCUGUAUUUGUGGCUAUGUUCAAGCCUCUAGGGAUUGCCAUUGCUGCCUUAAUGGGUGCCAUCUUCCUUGGUGACACACUCUAUACUGGAAGUGUGAUUGGGGCAGUGGUAAUUGUGGUGGGUUUCUAUGGGGUAGUAUGGGCGCAAUCAAAAGAGCAAAAUGGUCCGGACCAAAAGAAAGAGGAAAAGUUUGAAGACUCGCAUGAGGCUGAUGAUCGGCAACAGACGACGCCUCUCCUCAAGACCCACACACAUGUAUGAUUUGCAUUCCCUACCCCUAUAUAUACGUGUACACUUAUAAAUGCGAUAUCAGACGGGUCCACUCGAACUCAGUCUCAAACGCUUGAUAAACGCUCUUACCUAAUUGAACUAUUUAUAAGCUCUUUGCAAAUACA